AUGACUUUAAAAGGACGCAUGGUUCAUCCAGAUAAAAGGAAGGGCCUUUUAUAUGUUUACCAAGGAGAAGAUUCUUUAAUGCACUUUUGUUGGAAAGAUCGCACUACAGGAGAGGUGGAAGAUGAUCUCUUGAUUUUCCCUGAUGACUGUGAAUUUGUCCGUGUUAAUGAAUGUACCACAGGUCGUGUGUAUGUUCUCAAGUUCAAGUCUUUCUCAAAGAAGUAUUUCUUUUGGAUGCAGGAACCAAAAACUGAUAAAGAUGAUGAUUACUGUCGUCGUAUAAAUGAAGCUUUGAACAACCCCCCAACAUCUGGUGGACGCGGGGGCGGUGGGGGUGGAGCGCAAGAUGGAGAACUGCAAAAUCUUCUCAAUAAUAUGUCACAACAACAACUUAUGCAACUAUUUGGAGGUGUAGGUCAAAUUGGAGGCUUGUCAUCACUACUUGGGACUAUGGGCAACAACAGCAGCAGCGGCACGGGUUCAGGUGGCGGGAGUGGUAGCGCACGUGCUUCAGGUGGUAGCGGGGGCAGCUCUCGUGGAGGAAGCGCGCCACGAACAAGCGAGUCGACACCUGCGCCUGCUGCUGCUGCUGCUGCCGCCACCACCACCACCCCCACUCCCGCCACCCCUGCCACCCCUGCUACCCCUGCAGCCCCCGCACGUACCACGACCCGACGUGAAGUGCCUCCUGCUGCAACGCCACCCAACACCGCUAGUGCCACACAACCGCGCAGCGGUCAGAUCUUCCUGUCGGACCUGCAGCGCUACUUCUCGGGGCUGGGCAACGCGCCGGAGGGUGCGGAAGGUGGUGCUGGUGGUGCGGCGGGCGGGGAAGGGCCGGGGCGUGUGGAGCUGGGCGCGGCGCUGGCGGCGCCCGACGUGGUGGCGGCGGCCAGCGAGCCGCGCAACGCGCAGCGCCUCGCGCCGCACCUGCCCGAGCCCGCGCCCACCGCGCCCACAGCGCCCGCCGCGCCCACUGCCACCCAGCCCCACGACGAUGUAAGGACCACACUGCUCUCACCGCAGUUCGCGCAGGCAGCCAAUCAAUUUUCUUCUGCACUGACAUCUGGCCAAAUGGGACCAAUUAUGACUCAGUUUGGUCUCCCCCCGGAAGUAGCGUCGGCAGCAAAUACAGGUGAUAUGCAAGCAUUCUUCAAAGCUCUGGAGAGCACGUCUAAUGCUUCAGACUCGUCUAAGAGUCAAGGAGAGGAUAAAAAAAAGGAAAAAGCUAAAGAAGACAAGGAUGGUAAAAAAGAUGGUGCUUCUGGGAUGUCACUGGAUUAG
Parnassius mnemosyne (clouded apollo) is the source of this 1284-nucleotide messenger RNA. Lineage: Eukaryota; Metazoa; Arthropoda; Insecta; Lepidoptera; Papilionidae. The record is from the annotation of a GenBank genome assembly.